Molecule: messenger RNA, 159 nt
Organism: Aspergillus piperis CBS 112811
Lineage: Eukaryota; Fungi; Ascomycota; Eurotiomycetes; Eurotiales; Aspergillaceae
Exons: 1
Source: RefSeq, a predicted model, not a curated record
AAUAUUGAAAAGGCUUGUGAUAUCGUCUUGACAGAUAAUCUUGAUCUUAAGCAGGUCUAUGAGAACAAGGACCCGGACUUAUCUAUUGAAGAGGAGGUGAGCAUAGGUGUUGCUCGUCGGUUUAUAAGUGAUGUUAGUGACUGGAUCAAAUAUUUUUGA